AUGUCUCUGCCGUGGAGAUUGACCAAGAAGUUGAGAGAGACCCAUUUGGGACAAUUCGCCAGCUUCACACGAUCUUCCGUCGCGAUUCCGACAGAAUCAACCAGCGCAGAUUCAAAACCGGCACCCCUGGUAUCCGAUUCUAAUUCUGACAAUGCUGACGACAUCGACGAGGCAGACGCUUCACCCCCCUCAGAAUCGCUUACUCAAUCGUCAGUAACCAAGGUACUCGAGCCAGGGGUUCUCAUUGUAACAAUACACGAAGGCCGUGGUCUCGCCGUUCCCGACAAGUACAAAAACAUUCUCUCUAUUCAGGAUCGGACCAACCCAGAAAAUUCAUCCACGAGCAGAAUAUGCUCCAAAGCUAUGCCUUAUGCAUUGGUGGACUUUGAAAACUCUGAGUUUCUUGUCAAUUCUGUCGCGGGAACACCACAGAAUCCCUUGUGGCCUGGUCCUAAUACUCAGUACAAGUUCGACGUAUCGAGAGUCUCAGAUCUUACCAUCCAUCUUUUUCUCCGAAACCCCAGCCCCUCGACAGGUUCUAGGCGCACACAAGACAUCUUCUUAGGAGAUGUGCAACUUGCCCCAGACUUUGGUGCUGCACAGUCGCCGAAAACUACUACUGGCGGCAGACACAGUCCUGCAGUGCACGGGCUUAACGGGCUGACGUGGUUCGACAUUGAAAACGGCACCGGACAACUUCAGGUCGGCAUUCAGUAUGUGAAGAGCCAGAAACACAAGCUUAGUGUGAAUGACUUUGAACUAUUAAAGGUCAUCGGGAGAGGGAGUUUUGGUAAAGUGAUGCAAGUACGAAAGAAGGAUACAAACUGCGUCUACGCUCUCAAGAGCAUCCAGAAAGCGAAAAUUGUCUCUCGAUCGGAAGUGAGACAUACCCUCGCCGAAAGGUCCGUCCUCGCGAAAAUCAACAACCCUUUUAUUGUCCCUUUAAAAUUUAGUUUCCAAUCACCAGAAAAGCUGUACUUCGUGUUAGCGUUUGUGAAUGGAGGCGAGCUAUUUGAUCAUCUCGAAAAGGAGCGACGCUUUGAUGUCAACCGGUCCCGAUUUUAUACCUCGGAGCUCUUGUGUGCGCUAGAGUGUCUACAUGGCUUUAAUGUGGUGUAUCGAGACUUGAAGCCCGAAAACAUCCUACUGGAUUCACAAGGUCAUAUUGCGCUCUGCGAUUUUGGCCUCUGUAAACUAAAACUAAAGGAUGAGGACUAUACGAAUACGUUUUGCGGCACACCAGAGUACCUUGCGCCAGAGCUUCUCCUCGGGAAGGGCUAUAACAAGACGGUGGAUUGGUGGACGCUGGGGAUUUUAUUAUAUGAAAUGCUCACAGGCUUGCCGCCGUUUUACGAUCAGGAAACGAACGAAAUGUACCGCAAGAUUUUGUCGCAUCCGCUCACCUUUCCUGCCGGGCACGUUGUACCACCAGCGGCCAAAGAUCUGCUAACCAAACUACUAAAUCGCAACCCUGAUGAGAGACUUGGCGCCAAGGGCUCAGCAGAGAUCAAGGCACAUCCCUUUUUCGACGGCAUCGACUGGCGAAAGCUCCUUGAACGAAAGUACGCGCCGGCGUUCAAGCCUGACGUGGACUCUCCUACUGCAACUGGAAACAUCCCCGACAUCUGGACGCAGGAAACUCCCAAGGACUCUCCAGUGGACGACCCCAGCCUGUCGCAAACGAUUCAAAGGCAGUUUGACGGCUUCAGCUACGUCCGACCUGUUCCUGGGCUCAACGACGGGGGCGGCAGUAUUAUGGAUUCAUCGUUUUUACGCUCUGCAGAUGGUCGUGAUUAG
Pochonia chlamydosporia 170 is the source of this 1797-nucleotide messenger RNA. Its product is annotated as serine/threonine-protein kinase gad8. Gene Ontology annotation, molecular function: ATP binding; protein serine/threonine kinase activity. Gene Ontology annotation, biological process: protein phosphorylation. The transcript is spliced from 4 exons. The record is from RefSeq and is a predicted model, not a curated record. Bases 1 to 1797 code for a protein of 598 amino acids. NCBI's taxonomy places the organism in Eukaryota, Fungi, Ascomycota, Sordariomycetes, Hypocreales, Clavicipitaceae.